UAUCAAGUAACAACACUAUGCGGUUCCGCGCAUUUAAAUUGGAAAUUGGGGGUCUGGCUGUCGACGUAUAGUAAUUCUGCCCGCUCAGUUCACUUUCAAUCAUCCCAGAGGAAGGAGGUGUGCCCGGUGUUGACUUCCAACGAGGUGACUUCUAAACCAGUGCAAAAUGGCUUUAGUGAGAUUGUUGGCUCAUGAGGGCCGCAAUGCGUUGCAGCGAGGCUACUGCACAGCCACCGCACCGACAACCAAAAUGUUUAUCGAUGGCAAAUUCGUCGAGUCGAAAACCACCGACUGGAUAGAUCUGCACGAUCCGGCCACCAACAAGGUCGUAACGCGUGUUCCAAAGUGCACCAAGGAUGAAAUGGAUUCGGCAGUGGAAUCCUCCAAGAAGGCAUUCAAGACCUGGAGCCAAACGUCCAUUCUGGGCAGGCAACAAGUGAUGUUCAAACUGCAGCACCUCAUCAGAAACAACAUGUCCGAGUUGGCUAAGAACAUCACCAAGGAACAGGGUAAAACGUUGAUCGAUGCAGAAGGCGACGUUUUGCGUGGAUUGCAGGUUGUCGAACACUGCUGCAGUAUUACAUCGCUGCAAAUGGGCGAAACCGUAUCGAAUAUUGCAAAGGAUAUGGACACUUACUCGUAUACUCUGCCCUUGGGUGUAACGGCCGGAAUCUGCCCCUUCAAUUUCCCUGCCAUGAUUCCCCUGUGGAUGUUCCCACUUGCCAUUACCACGGGUAACACCAGCAUCAUCAAGCCAUCGGAACGCGUUCCUGGUGCUACCAUGAUGCUGAUGGAAUUGCUGAACGAAGCCGGUUGUCCACCUGGAGUUGUGAAUGUUAUUCACGGAGCGCACGAUGCGGUGAAUUUUAUUUGUGACAAUCCUGCUAUUAAGGCUGUUUCGUUUGUUGGUUCGGAUCAAGCGGGCAGGUACAUCUACGAGCGUGCGGGACGCAACGGAAAACGUGUCCAGUCGAACAUGGGUGCCAAAAAUCAUGGCGUCAUUAUGGCCGAUGCCAACAAAGAAAACACGUUGAAUCAACUGGCGGGAGCUGCUUUCGGUGCGGCUGGUCAGAGGUGUAUGGCUUUGUCGACUGCCGUAUUCGUGGGUGAGGCAAAGAACUGGAUUCCCGACCUCGUGGAACGCGCUCGCAAGUUAAAAGUGAACGCCGGCCACGUACCUGGAACUGAUGUUGGUCCUGUAAUUUCACCACAGUCAAAACAGAGAAUUAAUGAAUUGGUCGAGUCUGGUAUUAAGGAAGGUGCCAAGAUCGUCCUGGAUGGACGUGGUAUAAAGGUUGAAAAUUUCGAGAAUGGCAAUUUCGUAGGACCAACCAUCCUUACCGAUGUGCAGCCAAAUAUGAAGUGCUACACCGAAGAAAUCUUUGGCCCGGUGUUGGUGUGUCUUACCGCCGAUACUUUGGAUGAUGCUAUCGAAAUCAUCAACAGCAACCCGUACGGCAAUGGCACGGCCAUCUUCACGACGAACGGUGCUACUGCUAGGAAGUUUGUGAACGAAAUCGAUGUCGGCCAGGUCGGUGUCAACGUACCAAUUCCGGUCCCACUGCCGAUGUUCUCGUUCACCGGUACACGGGGUAGCUUCCUGGGUGACUGUCACUUCUACGGAAAGCAGGGUAUCAAAUUCUAUACUCAAACGAAAACGGUUACCCAACUGUGGCGCGAAGGGGACGUUUCCCACACUAAGGCCGCCGUCGCGAUGCCAACCAUGAAGUAGAGCUGUGAAGAUUGGAGAACUGUUAAACGGGUUAUGUCUUCCAAGAACUGCGUGCAUUUAAUAGGGUUACGAGCAUUUAAAGUAUUUGAUACUGAAUUUUAAUAAAUCACUGUAAGGUUGUAUACUAUGAAA
Topomyia yanbarensis is the source of this 1864-nucleotide messenger RNA. RefSeq names its product probable methylmalonate-semialdehyde dehydrogenase [acylating], mitochondrial. Lineage: Eukaryota; Metazoa; Arthropoda; Insecta; Diptera; Culicidae. The record is from RefSeq and is a predicted model, not a curated record. Gene Ontology annotation, cellular component: mitochondrion. Gene Ontology annotation, molecular function: malonate-semialdehyde dehydrogenase (acetylating, [NAD(P)+]) activity; methylmalonate-semialdehyde dehydrogenase (acylating, NAD+) activity. Gene Ontology annotation, biological process: L-valine catabolic process; thymine catabolic process. The coding region runs from base 167 to 1732 and encodes 521 amino acids. The transcript is spliced from 4 exons.